Messenger RNA from Quercus lobata, 1075 nucleotides. RefSeq names its product senescence-associated carboxylesterase 101-like. Gene Ontology annotation, biological process: lipid metabolic process; defense response. Gene Ontology annotation, molecular function: carboxylic ester hydrolase activity. Lineage: Eukaryota; Viridiplantae; Streptophyta; Magnoliopsida; Fagales; Fagaceae. Bases 76 to 705 code for a protein of 209 amino acids. The record is from RefSeq and is a predicted model, not a curated record. The transcript has 4 exons.
CAAAGAGUGUUGCACAACUAGUCCUGUGGCUGAUCUUUUCCUAAAGCAGAUCUAACAAAGCAAUAGAUCGAGAGGAUGAGCAAAACUCAAUUGUAUAGCAGUGGUUUAGAGUUGGCAAAUUUCGUGGUGAUCCUUGAUAUCUUGCACGAUGCAUGGACUGCAAUUUGGAGUCUAUACACAGAAAUCAGUCGGAAUGAAGGACCAUCUUCCUUCGUGAGAUUCAAAGUUUAUGAGCUACCAAACUAUACCAUUAUAGCGUUUUUCACCUGGCCCUCUAGUAGCAAAGACUCUGUUCAGUGUCGUGGAGGAGGAAAUUUAGUUUCAUCUUCAACUUUUAAGUGGUCUUUUCCUUUCUUUGAUUUCCUGUGCCCCAGACCCAAAGACCCAGAUAAUCAAAAAAACAAACCCAAAGAUGACCCAAGUUUCUCCAUUAACGAAACUGCAUUUCAGCUUUUUAAAUCCAUUUUUGAUGCGCUCCCGAAAUUUGAGAUUGACAAUUCCAAACCAUUAAUUAUCACUGGAAACUCUUUGGGAGGAUCUGUUGCUACUUUGUUCACCUUAUCACUGCUAGAAAAAUUCAAUUUUUCAAAAACCAAAGGUCCACUUCGCAUCACUUUUGGUUCACCCCUUAUUGGUGAUGAGAAUUUGCAAGAAGCCAUAUCUAAAUAUGCAGCAUGGAACUCUCGCUUUUUGCAUGUAGUUUAAAACCAGGAUCUAGUUCCCAGAGUCUUAAUUAACGGUUACCAGCCUUUUGGCACAUUUCUCUUCUGUUCAAAGUUGGGUUUUUCUUGUUUUGAGGGCCAUCAAACCAUUUUGGAGUUGUUGACGGCAACCAAUUGAGGAACUCUUGAAAAUCAAGAUCCUAAUGAAGUUUUUGAGUCCUAUGGAACAUUUGUGAAGGAUCCUUAAUUGAUUGGACUACAACACCAUUAUGGGCAGGCAUUAUUACACAACUAGUAGCAAUCGGACUGGUGCAAUCACAGCAACAACAGAACGUUGACAUCAACAUUAUCAUUACAAAGAUAGAAAAACAGGCAAAAAUUAUGGCAAUUUUAAACUAGUAGGCUUUUGAUCC